AUGAGUUUCGACAACUCUGCAUCUUCCAAGAGAGAUCUUGAAGCUACCAUGGUGAGGCUCCUGAUGCUGAUGCUGAUGCUUCACACAAUGCGCGAAGUCAGGGCAAUUAAGUGCCCUGCAGCUGAUCCAAUCCUUGUGCCCCAUGAAUGGGGCCAAGCAGGGGACCUCUUCAUUGGUGGAAUUGUUACUCAGAGCACCUACGUUUUUAAUGAACUUUCAUUCCAGGAACAUCCUUCUCGGGAGCUGUUUGACAUUCCACAUGUAACCACAAAGUUCUAUCAGAACAUCCUGGCCUUGGUGUUUGCCAUAAAGGAGAUCAAUGAUAAUCUGAAGAUCUUGCCCAAUGUCACCCUUGGUUUCCGCAUCUAUGACAGCUACUCAGAUGCGAGAAUGACCUAUCAAACCACUUUGAACCUUCUCUUCAAAUGGCAAAGAUUUCUCCCCAACUACAAAUGUGAAAUUCAGAAAAACCUCAUGGCUGUGAUUGGGGGACUGUCUUUUGACACCUCUAUCUACAUGGCAGAUGUCUUCAGACUCUACAGUGUUCCACAGCUCACCUAUGGCUCACUUGCUUCAGAGGAGAGUCAAUCAAUGCAGAAGUCUUUUUAUACCAUGGUCCCAAAUGAAGACCUUCAAUAUGUAGGGAUUAUCCGGUUACUUCAGUAUUUCAGAUGGAAGUGGGUUGGGCUCUUUGUUGCCAAAUAUGACAGUGGAGAACAAUUUAUGAGGAUCCUGGAGCCAUUGUUUUCCCAGAAUGGAAUCUGUUCAGCCUUCACAAAAAGAAUCUCAAUUCUACUUCAUGUAGAAGACAUGGGGAAAGUAUUUGCUGAAAUGGAUGGUAUUUAUGAAGCUCUCACAGAUGAAAAGGCCCAUACGCUUAUCAUCUAUGGAACAGAUGUGUCAAUUGCAUGGCUGAGAACUGCUGUCUUUAUAAUAGAUAAUAGACAUCAUCAAAAUGCAUCAUUUGGAAAGGUCUGGAUUGUGACAGCCCAGAUAGAUUUUGUAUCAUUCGGAGGUCAGAUGACCUGGGAUUUUCAGCUUUUCCAAGGUGCCCUUUCCUUUACAAUUCACUUAGGUGAGCUUCCAAAAUUCAACCAAUACCUUCAGAACAUCCAAACACACAGAACCAAAGCAGAUGGUUUUUGGAAGGAUUUCUGGGAGCAGGCAUUUAACUGUCUCUAUCCAGAUCCAGGUAUGCCUGUGACGGACGAUGACACAUGUACUGGAGAGGAGAGGCUGGAAAGUCUCCCUGCAGGUGUUUUUGAAAUGCACAUGACUGGGCAGAGCUACAGUAUCUAUAAUGCUGCCUAUGCUGUAGCUCAUGCAUUGCAUGCCAUUUCCUCAUCCAGAUCCCCGCACAGAGCAGUGACUGUUGGUGACAGUGUUGGAUCUCCAUCUCUGCAGCCUUGGGAGAGAGUGAAAGUUGGACGGGUGGAUCUCAGUGAUAGAGGAGAUAAAGAGUUAAUCAUCAAUGAGGACAAAAUUCUAUGGCACCAAAAUUUUAACCAGGUGCUUCCCUUAUCUUUGUGCAAUGAACCCUGCCGCUCUGGUCUUCAGAAGAAAACGAAGGAAGGGGAAAGGUUCUGUUGCUAUGAUUGUGCUCCAUGCCCAGAGGGGAAGAUUUCAAACCAGAUUGAUAUGGACGUAUGUUUCAAUUGCCCAGAAGAUCAAUAUCCAAACAAGAAGAGAAAUGGAUGCAUCCCCAAAGUUAUACACUUUUUGUCCUAUGAAGAACCUUUAGGGAUCACUUUAGCCUCACUUAGUGUCUUAUGUUCUCUGAUUACUGCUUUGGUGUUGGCUAUUUUUAUCCAGCACAAAGAUACCCCCAUAGUCAUAGCCAACAACCGAGAUCUCACCUACACUCUCCUGGUCUCCCUCCUGCUCUGCUUCCUCUCCUCUUUGCUUUUCCUCGGCAAACCUAGGAAACUUACAUGCCUUCUCCAACAGACUGCUUUUGGCAUCAUCUUCUCAGUUGCUGUUUCUUGUGUGUUGGCAAAGACCAUCAUUGUUUCUCUAGCAUUCAUAGCCACAAAGCCAGGAUCCAAGAUGAAGAAAUGGGUGGGAAAGAGACUGGCUCAUUCUAUUGUCCUUUCAGGUUCCCUCAUUCAAGUUGGUAUCUGUACUAUGUGGCUGACAAUGUCUCCCCCCUUCCCUGAUCUAGACAUGAAUUCAGUAGCUGAAGAAACCAUUGUGCUAUGUAACGUUGGGUCUGUCACCAUGUUCUAUUGUGUCUUGGGCUAUAUGGGCCUCUUGGCCCUCACCAGCUUCAUUGUGGCCUUCCUGGCCCGCAAGUUACCUGACAGUUUUAAUGAAGCCCAGUUCAUCACCUUCAGCAUGUUAGCAUUUUGCAGUGUAUGGAUCUCUUUUGUUCCAACCUACCUGAGCACAAGAGGGAAAAAUAUGGUGGCUGUGGAGAUCUUCUCCAUCUUGGCCUCCAGUGCUGGGUUACUGUGUUGUAUCUUUUCCCCGAAAUGCUACAUCAUUGUGUUGCGGCCUGAACUGAACAGCAGGGAUCAAAUAGUAAGAAAAAAGCAUUAG
Messenger RNA from Lacerta agilis (Sand lizard), 2538 nucleotides. RefSeq names its product vomeronasal type-2 receptor 26-like. The coding region runs from base 1 to 2538 and encodes 845 amino acids. Gene Ontology annotation, biological process: G protein-coupled receptor signaling pathway. Gene Ontology annotation, molecular function: G protein-coupled receptor activity. Gene Ontology annotation, cellular component: membrane. NCBI's taxonomy places the organism in Eukaryota, Metazoa, Chordata, Lepidosauria, Squamata, Lacertidae. The record is from RefSeq and is a predicted model, not a curated record. The transcript has 6 exons.